This is a messenger RNA of Trifolium pratense (red clover), 916 nucleotides long. RefSeq names its product dirigent protein 19-like. Lineage: Eukaryota; Viridiplantae; Streptophyta; Magnoliopsida; Fabales; Fabaceae. The transcript has a single exon. The record is from RefSeq and is a predicted model, not a curated record. The coding region runs from base 67 to 690 and encodes 207 amino acids.
CCACACCCACACUACUCAUGAUUUUAUUUUAUUUGGUUCCUUCCAUUCAUCAUAGAUCAAUCAUCAAUGUUAAAAUACAUCACAAAAGAAUCACAUUCCUCCACAACCAACAUGUUCAUCCAAUUCUCCAUCCUCUUUCUCCUCUUCACUACUCCCUUUACAUCUUUAAUCAAAGCAAAACAAGACAACAACAAUUUCGUGCAUUCAUUAGACCUCAAAGAAUUAAAUUUAGAAAAUAAACAAGAGAAGCUAAGCCAUUUAAAGUUCUAUUGGCAUGACAUAGUUAGUGGAAACAACCCUUCUUCAAUGGUAAUUGUUCCACCACCUUUGAAAAACUCAACCACUGCCUUUGGUUUAGUUAACAUGAUUGAGAACCCUUUAACCUUAGGACCUCAAUUAAGCUCUAAAUUGGUUGGAAAAGCACAAGGAUUCUAUGCAUCAACAUCACAAAGUGAGGUAGACCUUAUCAUGGCUAUGAAUUUUGCUAUCAUUGAAGGGAAGUACAAUGGUAGCACCAUCACUAUUUUGGGGAGGAACCCUGUUUAUGACAAGGUUAGGGAAAUGCCUAUAAUUGGUGGAAGUGGUCUUUUCAGAUUUGCUAGAGGAUAUGCUCAGCUUAGAACUCAUUGGUUUUCAUCCAAGACAAAUGAUGCUAUAGUUGAGUACAAUAUUUAUGUGUUACAUUAUUAAUUAAUCAUGCUAUGCUAUAUAUGCUACUAUGCAUUUGAGAUAAGUAUUAUUUUGCUGUCUUAAUUAUGUACUUUGGUUUUUCUUCUUUUGAGGUCUUAAUAAGCAUGAAGCAUCUACUUACAUAAAAUUAAGGAUGCUAUAGAAUUAGAAAGAGAUGGAGUUGUGUUUUUUCUGCUCAACCCAUCUAUAUAUGUUUUUAUAUAUGAUAUGGUGUAUUUGUCGUUGA